UCAGCAGCAGCUCUGAAGUCACCAUGAUCCGUGCUUGCGUCGUCUUGGCUCUCGCCACCAGCGCUCUCGCUGGUUACACAGGCCUCGGCUACGGCCUUGGCUACGGCCUUGGCUAUGGCGGCUACGGUCUGGGUUAUGGUCUUGGCUAUGGCGGCUACGGCUACGGUCUUGGCUACGGCGGCUUCGGCUAUGGUCUUGGUUACGCCGGCUAUGCCCCAGCUGUUACCACCGUCGCCCACGCUGCCCCAGCUGUUACCACCGUCGCCCACGCUGCCCCAGCCGUCGCCACAUACGCCGCUGCUCCAGCUGUGACCAAGGUCGCCACCACCUACCACGCCCCAGCUGUCACCGCCGUUGCUCACGCCCCAGUCGCCACCGCUGUCGCUGCUCCAGUGGCCACCUACGCUGCUGCUCCAGCUGUCGCCACCGUUGCCCAUGCUGUCCCAGCUGUCGCCGCCUACCACGCCCCAGCUGUGACCACUGUGGCCAAUGCCCCAGUCGCUACCGCUGUCGCUGCCCCAGUGGCCACCUACGCCGCUACCUACCACGCCCCAGCUGUCACCACCGUUGCCCACGCUGCCCCAGCUGUCGCUGCCUACCACGCCGCCCCCGUCUACGGUUACGGUGUUGGCACCCUCGGCUACGGUGUUGGCCACUAUGGUUUCGGCCACGGUCUCCUCGGCUAUGGCCUGAACUACGGCUACGGCCUUGGCUCUCCCUUCCACUACGGCGCUCUGCUCCGCAAGAAGAAGUAAACCAAUCAACUCUAAUUUAUUCGGAGACGCAAAAAAAGAGAAAUCGUAAACACUCACUUCCACAUUGCUCUUGGCAUGAGCAAAGACUGUUAUUAUGGAUGAAUAAAAUUGGUUCGCACGGUAUUAUA
This is a messenger RNA of Dermacentor silvarum, 883 nucleotides long. Its product is annotated as cuticle protein 64-like. The record is from RefSeq and is a predicted model, not a curated record. The coding region runs from base 24 to 755 and encodes 243 amino acids. The transcript is spliced from 3 exons. Lineage: Eukaryota; Metazoa; Arthropoda; Arachnida; Ixodida; Ixodidae.